UACAAAAUAAAAUCUUCAAUGUACGCUACCAUCGAGCUGACGGAGAAAAUUCUUUUUCUUAGUGGUUACUUAAGUUUAUUUUCUACGGCAUCCCUUCCAUCAUCCACCCGGUACAAUUCCCGGAUCAAAGCGGCAACCGAGCAUAGCGAAAGUCGUCGAUCGCCGGCAGCAAAGCGGAGGGAUACGGUGCACGGUGUAUGGUGUUGCUCGCUGGCGACAGAACGGCUAUCAUGUUCACGGAGAAACUGUUCGGCAAUCUCGGCAUGGAUAUGAUAGCGAGCAACGAUUCGGAGGAAUCGGCGGAAAAGCUAGCCGGCGGAAUGCCCAUGGCGGUUAGUACGGUGAUAACGGAUCUCGGGAAAUCUCUGCUGCAGGCGGCACGCUGGGGCAACACGGAUAAGGUGCACGAAUUGAUGAGCCGGGGAGCACCAUUUUCGGCCGAUUGGCUUGGCACAACACCGCUUCAUUUGGCUGCGCGGUUUAACCACCUCGAAACGUGCAAGGUUUUGUUGAGAGCCGGCAUCAGCAAAGACUCCAAAACGAAGGUGGAUAGGACGCCACUGCAUCUAGCCGUGUACCAUGGGCACGUCGAGGUGGUGGAGCUACUUUUAAGUAACAAAUGUGAAGUCGAUGCGAGAGAUAUGUUGAAAAUGACCGCGCUUCACUGGGCGGUGGAAAAGCAACAAAGGAAGAUCGUAGAAAUGCUACUGCAGCAUGGAGCCGAUCCGAACGUUGUGUCCAAGUUUGGCAAGACCCCGAUUCAGAUAGCGACGGAUACGGGCCAGACGGAGGUCUUGCGAUUAUUGCAGCUUGCGAAUCAGAUGCGUACGACAAACAGCGAACAGGUAGGGGUACAAGAGGCCACCGAUAGUUUGAUGUACGAACUGAAGCAGCAUAAAGAACGCCACCUGGGAACGCAAACGUCCACCUCCGGGGGUGAGCACAUACACGUGGACGAUGAUAAUAUCACGAUGGACCUGAGUAACGACGAUAGCAUAUCGAGCGGGAUGCACCGGCUCGCCGACGACUCCGCGCACGAUAUGGAUCAUCUGAUCGAGAAGGAGGACAGCCUUAGUGAUGCCAUAACGAACCUGGAGCAGAGCACCGAGACGGAUCCGAAAAAUCUCGACUCUUCCACGUUGCAGAUGCUGAAGGAGCACGGUAUCGCACUGAUGCCUUCGGACGACACCGGUAGCCUUAUCACGUCGGCCAUCAAAAGCGGUCGGAAAAUUGUGCUCUCGGAGGCGGGUAAGUUUGCGCUAAAGGAAACGAGAGUUCUUCAAAGCCAGGCGUCUACGACGGCGCAGUUGCAGCAGCCACAACAACAGCAGCCGAGGCAAACGUUGCACACCGCUACGGUGGCGCACGCCGGUGGUGUCGUAACCUCCAAGCCGAAGACGAUCAAAAUCAUCAAAAAACAAUCCUCCGCUUCCUACGGUGUUGGCUUAGCUAAUCAACAACACCAGCAGCAGCAGCAGCAGCAACAGCAACAUCGGCAGCACGUGCAACAUCAUGUCCAGCAGACAGGUACGGGUACGACGGCGACGAUCAAGACGAACAAGGUGAUUAAAAUUCUGUCGGCGGAAGAGUUCAAGCAGAUCUGUGGCGGCGAGAUGGGAAGUAUUAAGAGAUUACCUUCAACGGAACAUCGGAAAACGGUAACCCCGACAACCGUACGAGUGCCUAUCGGCCAUCGAACACAUACGAUAGGAAUGCCCUCCGGUGCGAAACAGAUCAACAAAGUCGUCAUGAAAGCCGGCCAUCGCAUCCCCGUGACGUCGGGCGGCCUAAACGUUAUCAGCGCGUCCGCCGGUAGCAAUAGCAACAAUAGUACAACCUCCGGAACCAGCGGUAUAAGCAUAGCGAACGGGCUGAGCACUGGCAGCAGUCAGAACCGACACAUCAUCACCUCGGCAGACGGUGUGAAGCGGUUGCGGACGGCCACCGGGAUGGAGAUAAUCUCCUCGCUACCCACCAAGCUGCCGCAGGACACGGUCGUCUCGGUGGAAUCGUCACCCCGGCUCAUCUCCGGUCCCAGCCUCGGUGGGACGGUGCAUCGCGUGACGACGCUGGGCGGUAACUCUAGUUCCUCUUCUCAGUCGGCCAGCAACGGAACCGUCGCUACGAGCCGGAUGGUCGAGCUGCUCGAGCGCCAGAUACUGGAGCAGAAAAAGCUCACCGAAGAUCUGCGGAAACAGUUCGAACUGUCCCAAAAGCAGAACGAGGAGUACCGGGCGCGAGUAGACAAGCUGGAGAAGGAAGUGCAAAAGCUCAAGCAGAGUUCAAGCUUCAUUGAAAUAAUCUAGAACUAACUGCGCCGUAGGUGGACUAGUGUGGAAAAUCAGGAACCAUGAUAUUUCCACCCCAUCCGGCGCUCCAGAAUAUUUA
Anopheles coustani is the source of this 2388-nucleotide messenger RNA. RefSeq names its product GA-binding protein subunit beta-2 (gene Atac3). Gene Ontology annotation, cellular component: nucleus. NCBI's taxonomy places the organism in Eukaryota, Metazoa, Arthropoda, Insecta, Diptera, Culicidae. Gene Ontology annotation, biological process: positive regulation of transcription by RNA polymerase II. The transcript is spliced from 7 exons. The record is from RefSeq and is a predicted model, not a curated record. The coding region runs from base 198 to 2306 and encodes 702 amino acids. Gene Ontology annotation, molecular function: transcription cis-regulatory region binding; protein binding.